GUUCUGAAGAAGAAAAAUAACCCCUAUAUUAUUCCAGUAAAGUGCUAGCAUGUCUCGUUGGCCCCAUGUCAUUCUUUUGCUAGUACUGCUAUCCACUUCAGUCUCUGCACAUACGGAACGUAGGCGAUCAAUCGCAGGAUGGGUGGAGGCGGAUCCUGAAAUCAUUCCUUAUGUUACCGUCCGUGUGGUGGAUGGCCGCGCAGGGAUCAUUGUACGAACCGCAAGCCUUGACGUCACCAAUACCUUCAGUUUUAUAGGGCUGCCAGACACCGUCAAGGAAGUUCAAGUGCUUGUUGAGCUUUUUGAUCCUCUUUAUCGAUUAAAUACGGCAGAUUCGGUUUUGUCGUUGCCUCUGGACAAUAGCAAACCACUUCACUUUAAAGUUGCUGUAGAAAAAGUCGCACAAGACUCACUGAGCACGGCUACAUCUUGGGAAGCAGACCGUUGUGUACUAGCGCUAGCCACACUGUUUGCUAUUGUCUGUAUGUGGGUAACUCGUUAUUCACUAAUUUCGUUCAUUGACUCACACCCUUUUAAGCUGCCAGAGGCGAAAAGGACGUUGGUUAUGCGUUGAACUCGUUUUUUCCUUCUAAUACUUUUUCUCCCCCAGAAACGUGUCUGUGUGUACAAAAAUAGUAUCAGGUUGUAGGGAUAGGAAUCCCCAGAUUUUGGCGUGUAAGAAAGUUUAAACCAUUAAUCACUUAA
Phytomonas sp. EM1 is the source of this 705-nucleotide messenger RNA. The record is from the annotation of a GenBank genome assembly. Lineage: Eukaryota; Euglenozoa; Kinetoplastea; Trypanosomatida; Trypanosomatidae.